This is a messenger RNA of Telopea speciosissima, 702 nucleotides long. RefSeq lists its product as uncharacterized. Lineage: Eukaryota; Viridiplantae; Streptophyta; Magnoliopsida; Proteales; Proteaceae. The record is from RefSeq and is a predicted model, not a curated record. Bases 1 to 702 code for a protein of 233 amino acids. The transcript has a single exon.
AUGGUUCUUUCCUGGAUCGCCAAUUCUCUCGACACUGAAAUUGCCCACAGUGUGCUAUAUGCUUCCUCCGCUCAUGAGGUUUGGGUUGAUCUUCACGACCGUUUCUCCCAAAAGAAUGCUCCGCGCAUCUUUGAGAUCCGUCGUGCGAUUUCUAGCCAUCGCCAGGGCACAUCUUCCUUGGCCACUUACUACACCCUUCUCAAGGGUUUUUGGGACGAACUUGCGUCCUACGAUUCCUACCCGGCAUGCACGUGCAGUGUUCUUCAACACCAUGCUGAACUACUUCAACAUGAUCGUUUGCUUGAAUUUUUGAUGGGUCUUAACGACUCAUACACUUCCAUCCGCAACCAGCUACUAUUGAUGGACCCUUUGCCUUCCAUCAAUCAUGCCUAUUCAUUACUUCUACAAGAAGAACGUCAGCGCUCCAUCCUUGCGGCACCAGAGCCAUCUCUCACCCAAUCGGCCCUUGCUGCACAUGGCCGCCCGAACUCCAAAUCUGGACGCCCUAAACCACAUUAUCAUUGUGAUUUUUGUGGUCUUGAUGGUCACUCUGAAUCCCGAUGCUUCAAGAAACACGGGUACCCUCCAAAGACCCCUUCCAAGACUACUGCUCCUGCUCCAUCAUCAACCCCGGUUCGGUCCCUGGCGGCCUCAGUGGUGGACACCCCUGUUGUUCCUGCGCAUACCUUCACCACCGAGUAA